AUGAAUCCCCCAGUCCGUGUCGCGGUUCAGGGCGCCUACCUCGUCGCUAUUUUCUUCACAGCAGUGACUUUCGGAGCACUAGCGCUUGUAUUUAAGGAAUUAACAGAGGGGCUUGGCUGUCUUUUAGGCGGGUUCUGCAGCAGCAUGUGGCUUCUCUCCCUUAAGCCCGGAGGCCUUCUUACAGAGACAAAUUCCAAAAGCGGGUUUAUCGGCGCUAUCUCAGUCGCAUUCUAUGCUCUGUCAUUCAGCCACUACACUCGGCCCUAUGGACUAAUGGCGUCGACUGGUAUUUCUGGGGGUACUGCUGUUGCAUUAGGGAUUGACUGUUUCAGUCGCGCCGGUUGGAAGGAGUUUUGGCUUUAUAUUUGGGCUCUGAACGACGACAUCUUCCCUUUGGGUACAAGCACCUACCCUGUGACUCGUAAUAUCAAAGUUGAGCUUGCCGCCACAGUCAUUAUUGCCGUGCUAGGUGUGAUCUCACAACUCAGGUUAUGGAAAGUAAUUCGGGAAAGAAGGCAGAAAGAGAACGAGGUUCGCGAAAAAGAGCAGAAGGAAAAAGAGGAGGCCGAGCUCGAGAUCGGGCGGAGGUUCGAAGAGAAGAAUAUAGAAGAGCGGUUAGAGUGGGAGGCCAGACAUGGCAAUCCCGACUCUGGCAUUCCAGAGCUUGCAGAUAAUUCAAAGAACGGAUGUACGACAGACCAUGCAGUCGAUGUGGAGAAAGGCGGUGCAAUUGACACGUCAAGUGUUGCAAGUUCUUCACAGGAGUCCUAUCGUUGCUCUGAUUGCCUAGAGAGGCGAGCGAAUGGUGAAUCUGCUUAUGCUGCUUCGCAAUCAAGUGGGGACACUGGAGACUCUCAGGGUCGACAACUAGAAGAUACCACGGUGGGAGUCGACACAGAAGACCAAGACCAAUCCUCUCUCGAUGGAGAAAAAGUCCCACUCAAAGUGUUUGAUGGGGCAGCCGCAGCCAAAAUCAAAGACGACAACAGUUCUGAUAUGACAGCUAUCGUUGGGUCCGAAGCCGGAACAAUACAAUCCAAGCGGCUUUCUGGCAGAGACCUGUUGGACAAGGUAUCUGCGGAAAAUAGCGUAAGGCUUAUAUCUCAAUCGCAAGAAGCACUGGUCUCCUGCGAUGGCUCAUCCACGCAAGACUCGGUAGACGGAAACUCUAUUUCCGCCUCUGAGAGUCACAGCAAUGUGGCGGGAAAUCAUAUGGAAGAAGAAAAUAGGCCUGCUUCUGAUUCGGAAGAUGCUUCAAUGCUCUCUGUCGUGCAGGAAGCUAAUGGUAAAGAGACAUCCGGGUUGGAGAAGGAUGUUGAAAAAAGCGUCGGGGAGCCCAGCGUCUAUUCGCGAGGGAUAGACGAGCAAAAGUUCGGCGAACUGGAACAAGAGGGGGACAAGCAGGAGAAGAAAGAGAAUAGCCCAACAAAGGAAGAAGCUAGCGAGCGCCUCCCACCAUCACCAUCACCAUCAGCAGCCCAUGCGAAGGACAUGCCCGAGCCAAAACUUGACAAGCAGUCCACAGAAGUACCUCAAGAAACCGAGAUAGUAGCCGAGACAACAGGGCCAGCAGAUCAAAAUGAUGACAAGCCACGAGUCGUUGGGUCCAAUGUGAAUGGCUCGGCCCCGAAAGAUCGAGAUUCUAAGCCAGUCGAAGUCAGUCAAUCAAAGGAGUCUUCAUCCAGAGAAACACCCCCAAAAAUCAAGGAUCCUGCCCCUGUCAAGCAGAGAUCUUCGAAGUCGGGAUCCGAAACCAAGACUAAGCUUAAGAAAGAAGCACCCCCUCAACUGGAUAUAGAAACUGUGAAACGACUUCCACAACGAACAUCAAAGGUGGUACAAUCCUAUAGGACGAACGAGUGGGCUAAGCAUUUGGAUGAUGCGGAAGCUCCCGAGCCUGAACCGAUAGAGUCAGUCGAAGAGGAUGAACCAGAAACCCCUGAUGAAGUUAAAGAAGCCGCUGCACCUGUCAAAGUAGAAGAACUGCUGCAAACACCUUUGAAUGCGCAGCCGUCGCCUGCUGUCGAGAGGCGUGUCUCUAUCGCCGAGCCGCCUGUUACAAAGGAAACUAGCCAGAUGGUCACCGGCUCUCGGUUGCAGUCCAGCGCUCGAGUGCAUAAGAGAGCAUGUUCCGGGCCAUCUGUCUUCCCAGAAACUAAAAUUGCCCAUGCUGCACACCCAGGAACUCAAGACCAACCGGUUCAAGGAGUUACAGAUGCCGCCAAUGCCUACGACGCGGUGUCUCCUACAGUCGACUCAGGGGAACAGCCGCGUGAAGAGACCGAGGUUGCCAGACCUCAGUGGAAAGGGCCGCCCCCUCUCAUCGCAGUGCGCGAGGGCAUGAUGCGAAACAGAUUGUCAUCUUUCUCGCUUAGAGCCGACCCCUGGUCAUCGAGGUUCGUCCAGGGAUCCGACGUUUCGCCCCGACAAUCAACUUUCCCCAUCCCCGAAGAAGCAGACGACAUGCCUCUCUCCCGGCGUCGAACAAUGCUGCAUCAGCAGAUGGCUGUGCAGUCUAAUGUAAGUCAAACCUCCGUGAGAAGGAGUACACCAACCCCACUCAACACACCAAGCUCAUUGGCGGCAUGGCGGGAAUCUGUACGAGAAAACGUAUACGACAGGCGAAGACCGGCAGCCCAGAAGCCUCCGAUGACCAGCCAAGGGACGGGUGAACGGAAUCCAGCAUCUUCCAAGAAGCUGCGGGGAAGAGCCUCGUCAGUCAAGUUUGAGAAUGCGAUGGCGGAAGGUAUGCAGCGAGGAGACAUGACAGACUUGCAUCGAGAAGCCUUGCGACGGAUGCAAGCCAUGGCCAAUCGAAAUGUGAUUGGCAAAUGA
Aspergillus pseudonomiae is the source of this 2835-nucleotide messenger RNA. RefSeq lists its product as uncharacterized. The record is from RefSeq and is a predicted model, not a curated record. The transcript has 2 exons. Lineage: Eukaryota; Fungi; Ascomycota; Eurotiomycetes; Eurotiales; Aspergillaceae. Bases 1 to 2835 code for a protein of 944 amino acids.